Alternaria infectoria is the source of this 1845-nucleotide messenger RNA. RefSeq lists its product as uncharacterized. Gene Ontology annotation, biological process: RNA processing. Bases 1 to 1845 code for a protein of 614 amino acids. NCBI's taxonomy places the organism in Eukaryota, Fungi, Ascomycota, Dothideomycetes, Pleosporales, Pleosporaceae. The transcript has a single exon. The record is from RefSeq and is a predicted model, not a curated record. Gene Ontology annotation, molecular function: ribonuclease III activity.
AUGCAGCCGGAUAUAGAAAGCAGAGUUGGUUUGGGUAAGAAAGGAUACGCGCUCGGUAUAAACGACAAUCUGCUUCUUCACGAUCGGCACCCCUACACAUUUAAUCAUGUUGCCGAGGCCUUCGAAGCUGUUCUUGGUGCUAUCUACUUGGACUCUGGGAACAACAUCGAAACCGUCAAGGAAGUUAUCACCGGAAUCAAGCUCGAUCGUCACAAGGGGUUAGAAGAGCAGAUUACGGCCCAGGAUCGUCUGGACAGUAAAAGACUUGCGGCGCUACAGUACUCUGAUUAUAUGAGGAACCAAGCUGCGUACACUAAAAAAGCCCAGCUGGAGCAUGAUGCAGCACUGGCAGCGAAAGAAGCAGCAAAACUGGCGGAAAAACAGGUGGCAGAUCAGCCUAGAGAGGAGGCGCAAGAAGACAAUAUGUCCACCAAAAGUCAAAUACACGAUGGACACUCGGGAACAGUUCAGCCUCAAACUAAGAAGAAGAGCAGCGUUGCGCUCACACAUGCGGAGGCCUCGAAAAAUCUAGCCGAUUCCGUGAUCGAAUAUCGCACGAAUGGUCACCCGAGUGACGCAAAGGAUCUUGGCCGACUUGCUAGACAAGACGCGCAACGCCAAAGUCCAGCCUCGAAGGAAAAAGCACCAUCACAGAAUUCCAAUCAGGGAUCAGAUUCAAAACUGCAACGACGCGCGGUCGUAGCUGCCAACAAGCUAUCGAAAGAAGGCUACCUAUCAAAUGAUGUCUUGGAACACGAUGACAAGAAAACAGUCUCUAAACUCCAAGGUCUGCCAACAUCUCACGUCGAGAACCAGGACAAGGUAGUCACCCGAGGCACCAAACUAUCGCCGGAGGAAGAAGCAGAUGAGUUUGUCGCAUCGAUGAAGUUUCCAGCAGAAAUAGAAUCAUCUGAGGGCUUGAAAAGCAGUGAGAAACGCAUCCUGAGAAUAUCAUGGGACAUGGCGGUACGCAAAUGCGCCGACAGCAUCAGAAUAAGCGAGGAGAGAGACUUUGAGGGAACGUUUGCGCAUAGGUUGAAGCGAAUGGUACGGUACCAGGUAAAUGCUGGUUUAGUGAAAAACGAAACGAAAGAAACGAUUAGGCUUCUCCGCCUGUCAGCAAGGCUUCGAGGCCACAGCUGGGGAGAAAAACAGGAGAAGACAUAUCGCAAGACCAAUUCAAAGGUUCCAAUCAAACCUAGUCGAGAGACAACACAGGCACCGGUGAGUGUUUCACCAGAGCCGAAAGCUGCGACGGCAACGAAAGCAAAUCCUACACCACAAGAGACAGAUCCUGCACUGGAGAUAAUAGGCACUGUACAAGAGAAAGCAGAGCCUCUACUAGAGACUGGUAUGAACAACGAUAAGCCAGUCCAAAGACGCUCAGACUCGCCGAAGGAAUCCCAUCUUGCAGACGCAGCCACCACAGAGAUGGAAGAUGAAAAGAACAUACAAGUGCGCACUAAGGAUGUUGAAUCACUAGAAAGAGAUAUUCUCAACUCGCAUAACACCGUAUGGCAAACGGCCGAUACUGCAGAUGCGUCAACAUCAGAGCAGCACAGCGGACGCACAACUCGUGCACGCCGUUCUGCUGCGGAUGGCCAGGCGGAGAAGCCAUCUGAUCUAAACGAGUUCUUCGAAUCGGACACGGACAGGUUCAUGUCUACUAUCACGCAAAAUGAUUCAGAAGCGUCCGACGCCCCUCAACCGAAACCUCAUGAGGAAUCUGAUAUGCAGUCUUCGGAAUCUUCUAAGGAGCAAGGAGAAUCUUCCGCCCCAUCUGCAAGGAUAACAAAACAAAAACGUCCCAACCGAGCCACGCGUCGUCGAUCACAACAUUCAUGA